Poecilia latipinna (sailfin molly) is the source of this 1652-nucleotide messenger RNA. RefSeq names its product SRY-box transcription factor 14 (gene sox14). Gene Ontology annotation, molecular function: DNA-binding transcription activator activity, RNA polymerase II-specific; RNA polymerase II cis-regulatory region sequence-specific DNA binding. Gene Ontology annotation, cellular component: nucleus. The transcript is spliced from 2 exons. The record is from RefSeq and is a predicted model, not a curated record. NCBI's taxonomy places the organism in Eukaryota, Metazoa, Chordata, Actinopteri, Cyprinodontiformes, Poeciliidae. The coding region runs from base 494 to 1213 and encodes 239 amino acids. Gene Ontology annotation, biological process: positive regulation of transcription by RNA polymerase II; negative regulation of transcription by RNA polymerase II; brain development.
AAAGUCUGUGAUAGAGGGGAGAGCGGGGGAAAAAGUAUAUAUUAUUAUUACUAAUAACAACAAUAUUAAGGCUGGACACUUUUUUAUGACUCCUGCAAACCGAAUGCGGAACGCUGCUUUUACCUUUGUGGAUUUUUAACGUGUGCGCAUCUUGCAUGAACGUUGUUUUCUUUUUCCCUUUUCUGUUUUUUCCUCCUCCAUGCCGCAGGUCUGACAGAGUUUUGAGCGGACUGCAGAGAUCGCGCUUCAGUGUUUCACCUCGGGAAGAACCGAUCGGGCGCUGGUUUUUUUUUUUUCUUUUUUUUUUUUUUUUUUUCUUUUUUGCCCCGUUUUUCUUUUUCUGUCCCCAAGACGCUGAACAUACUGGCAUGACCGGUAACUGGCAAUUACGCAGGUGAAUAUCUUCGCUUCCUUUCCGAUAAGAACUUUUCCUUGUCAUUACCGCUGGGGAUAAAAAAGAAAGAAAAAACAGAGAAAGAAGUGAAGUUUAAAGAUGUCGAAACCCGCUGAUCACAUCAAGAGACCCAUGAACGCGUUCAUGGUCUGGUCUCGGGGCCAGCGGAGGAAAAUGGCUCAGGAAAACCCAAAAAUGCACAACUCUGAGAUCAGCAAGAGGCUGGGAGCCGAGUGGAAGCUGCUGUCCGAGUCCGAGAAGAGACCGUACAUCGACGAGGCCAAGAGACUGCGGGCGCAACACAUGAAGGAACACCCCGACUACAAGUACCGACCCAGGCGCAAGCCCAAGAACCUCCUGAAGAAGGACCGCUAUGUCUUCCCGCUGCCUUACCUCGGGGACACCGACCACUUGAAGGGACUGCCCGUGUCGGCCGCCGACUCCCUCCUGGGCUCCUCGGAGAAAGCCCGGGCGUUCCUGCCCCCGACCUCCGCCCCUUACUCCUUCCUCGACCCGACCCAGUUCAGCUCCAGCGCCAUCCAGAAGAUGACCCAGGAGAUGCCCCACACGUUGAGCACCAGCACUUUGCCCUACGCCUCCUCGCUGGGAUACCAGAACGGCGCGUUCGGCACCCUCGGGUGCCCCAGCCAGCACACCCACACCCACCCGUCGCCCACGAACCCGGGCUACGUCGUGCCGUGCAACUGCACGGCCUGGUCGGCGUCCAGUUUACAGCCCCCGGUGGCUUACAUACUGUUUCCAGGUAUGACCAAGACUGGGAUAGACCCCUACUCAUCCGCACACGCCACCGCCAUGUAACCCUCAAGACUCUUCUCCUCCUCUCCCCCACCACACACACACACACACACACACACACACACACACACAACACAUGUUUUUAAUGUCAUUUGAAUACAGAAAUGCAUGUAAAUAUGUUACGGACAUCGCGGCCAAUUAAAAAAAGGCACGAACAGUGUUAUCUGAAGGGGACUUGUUGUGGCAAAACUGAGGGAAAAGACGAAAAACUUAAAAAAAUAAAUAAAUAAAUAAAAUUAAAAAAAAAUCCAACAAGUUCCUGUCCGGGCAGAGGAGCUGGAGUUGGAUGUGAAGGACGGAGCGCAGUGAACUGUAAGAAAUGUAAAUGUUAUAACGUUUAUGGCAACCACAAAGGGAGGCCUUUAACUUUAUUUAUUAUGUACAUUUCAAUGAUAUGCUGAUUUGUGUUGAUAAUUCUGAUACAGGCUACUAUUUUUUUUUU